GAGUAACACGAGACAAAUUGCCUUUAUUUUUGUUAUUUGUACAAAAAUACCCACUGAAAAUGGUGUUAGAGGAAGAGAGAGAAUUUUUACAAAUAAGUAUUUUGAAAACAACUUAAAUUUUUGCUUCCUACCUCUAAUGGUUGCCGUGUUUUGUAUUUUCCUUCAUAUUCAUUGUAAAUUUCCUUUUAAAGGAAAAAAAAUGACAACUCUGACAAUUUACAAUUAUCAUAGUUGUCUCCGCCACGGAACACGAACUCCCAAAUACUUUCCUCACGGAAUUAUUCACUACCACACUCUCUCUCCUUUCCUAGGUUGUUGUUCAAUCUUGUUCCAUUAAACUCUGACACGUCAGCAGUUCUUGAUCUCAAUGACGUGGCAUCACCAUAGCUAGAUGAUCUUCAUCCUUCUCAUUCAAAUUUGAUAUUAUCACCACGUGGCAACUCUUAAUCACUAAACAAAAACCCAAAUCUCUUCAUUCUUCUCCUUCUUAUAAUAUAUGCUCUUUCAAUCUUCAUUUCUUACCACUAAAAAAAACAUUUAAUAUAAAUAAAUAAGAAAAACGACAAUGGGAAACAUAAACGACAAUGGCCAAAGUGCCACAAGGCCCAUCACCACCACAACCGGUGAAGACUACAAACUCGUGGGUUUCUCUAAGUUCGUCCGUACAAAUCCCAAGUCCGACCGUUUCACUGUCAAACGAUUCCACCAUGUCGAGUUCUGGUGCGGCGACGCUACCAACACCGCUCGCCGAUUCUCGUGGGGUCUCGGCAUGCCUAUUGUAGCCAAGUCUGACCUCUCCACCGGAAACUUCUCUCAUGCCUCUUAUCUCCUCCGUUCCGGUGACCUUCAAUUCCUCUUCACCGCUCCUUAUUCUCCCUCCAUAACCACAGAUUCAAACUCUUCCGCUUCCAUACCUACCUUCCACCGCUCCACUUUCCUUUCCUUCUCCGCCGCCCAUGGUCUCGCCGUUCGUGCUGUAGCUGUCGAGGUAGACGACGUCGAUUUCGCCUUCUCCACUAGCGUUGCUAAUGGAGCUAUUCCCUCAUCUCCUCCGUUAACCCUCGGUGACGGCGCCGUCAUUGCUGAGGUAAGGCUUUACGGCGACGUCGUUUUGCGUUACGUCAGUUUCAAAACCCAGCAUCCAAAUUUCUGUUUUCUUCCUGGUUUUGAGUCCGCGAUUGGCGAAUCGGUGCCCUUAGAUUUCGGAAUCCGAAGGCUGGACCACGCUGUGGGAAACGUGCACGAAUUGGUGGCAGCGGUUUCGUACGUGAAGGGAUUCACGGGUUUUCAUGAGUUCGCUGAGUUCACUGCGGAGGACGUUGGGACGAGUGAGAGCGGACUCAAUUCGGUUGUUCUGGCGAAUAACGACGAGACGGUACUUAUUCCGAUGAACGAGCCGGUGUACGGAACGAAAAGGAAGAGUCAGAUUCAGACAUUUCUGGAGCACAACGAAGGGCCUGGGGUUCAGCACUUGGCUCUGGCUAGCGAUGACAUAUUUAAUACGCUUAGGGAGAUGAGGAAGCGAAGUGGGUUGGGUGGGUUCGAGUUCAUGCCUUCACCACCACCAACUUACUAUAAGAAUCUCAAGAAUCGAGCUGGGGAUGUGUUGACAGAGACUCAGAUUAAAGAGUGUGAGGAAUUGGGGAUUUUGGUAGAUAGGGAUGAUCAGGGAACUCUGCUCCAAAUUUUCACCAAACCACUAGGAGAUAGACCGACCAUAUUCAUUGAGAUAAUACAGAGAGUAGGGUGUAUGAUGAACGAUGAUAAGGGGAAGCUGUACCAGAAAGGUGGUUGUGGAGGUUUCGGAAAGGGUAAUUUCUCAGAACUCUUCAAAUCCAUUGAGGAGUAUGAGAAGACACUCGAAGCCAAAAUCGCGGCCUAAAUCAUUCAAUUCAUUCUCAUAAUAGGCAUACUGUAAAGUUUGUUUCUGAAGCCAGUCCGAUGCAUUCUUUCUUGGCCCAUGAAACACAAAAAUCAUAAAUUGUGUCUUAUGCCCCACGAACUGAACUUAUAGUAAUGCAGAUGCAAGUACAUUCUAAUCUUAACAAAUAUAUGUUUGUCUUUUUUUUGAUACUCAAUGUUUUAGAUUUUAGUCUCCUUUGGAGUAUAAUCUUUUAUUGCUAUAUAAUGUGAAAAUAUCUACUUAGUAACAAGUGAACAUGAAUAUAUGCCUUAUGGUAAUGAUUUUGAUUUCAAA
This is a messenger RNA of Cannabis sativa, 2197 nucleotides long. RefSeq names its product 4-hydroxyphenylpyruvate dioxygenase. The record is from RefSeq and is a predicted model, not a curated record. Gene Ontology annotation, molecular function: 4-hydroxyphenylpyruvate dioxygenase activity. The coding region runs from base 566 to 1882 and encodes 438 amino acids. Gene Ontology annotation, biological process: L-tyrosine catabolic process. Lineage: Eukaryota; Viridiplantae; Streptophyta; Magnoliopsida; Rosales; Cannabaceae. The transcript is spliced from 2 exons.